CUCAUCAUUCACAAACACAAACAGAACAAAACAUUAACAGCAUUAAGGUUCCAUAAUUGUUCGUUCAUUCAAUAUGAUGGUAGAGGACACGUUCUUGUUCCCGCCUGAUACAGAUCUUGAUCUUAGUUUUACAAGCACCACCACUGACCGUACCUUCACCACCGCCUCCUCCUCCGCCCGCACCUCCCUAACACGCACCAGCAGUCUCACCCUCAGCUUCAGCUUCAACGACCGUCUCUCCGCCGCAUCCGCCUCCGCUACAACCUCAUCUGCCUCCGUCCUCCGCCGUCCCCACCGCAGCUCCGACCCACACUGGUCCGCAAUCCGCGCUGCUACAGCCCUCUCCUCCGACGGCCGCCUCCACCUCCGACAUCUCAAGAUCCUCGGCCAUCUCGGCACCGGAAACCUUGGCCGCGUCUUCCUCUGCCGCCUCCGUGACGAUCACCAUGGCGGCGCCACCUUCGCCCUCAAGGUCGUUGACAAAGACCUCCUAAACGCCAAGAAACUCUCCCACGUAGAAACCGAGGCAGAAAUCCUCCACGCGCUAGACCACCCUUUCCUUCCCACGCUCUACGCGCGCAUCGAUGCUUCUCACUACACUUGCCUCCUCAUCGACUAUUGCCCCAAUGGAGACCUCCAUUCCCUCCUCCGCAAACAGCCCGGCAACCGGCUCUCUAUCCGGGCGGUCCGAUUCUUCGCAGCGGAGGUUCUCGUCGCGCUCGAGUACCUCCAUGCGCUAGGAAUAGUUUACAGAGAUCUCAAACCAGAGAACGUUCUGUUACGCGAGGACGGUCACGUCAUGCUCUCGGAUUUCGAUCUCUGCUUUAAAGCUGACGUGGCACCUGUUUUCGAGCGUAGGUCACAUUCCCCGAGACUAACAACAAACUCAAGAAACCGUUGUUUCUGUUAUAACAACAUUAGCAACAAAUCUCGAUUUACGGAGCACGUGGUGGCGGAGUUUGUUGCGGAACCAACAACGGCGUUUUCACGAUCGUGUGUUGGGACCCACGAGUAUCUCGCUCCGGAGCUUGUUUCUGGUAACGGUCAUGGUAACGGCGUGGAUUGGUGGGCUUUUGGGAUUUUCAUCUAUGAACUUUUGUAUGGUACGACGCCGUUUAAGGGGUAUAGUAAAGAGAGUACGCUGCGCAAUAUAGCAUCCAGCAGGGACGUGAGAUUUUACGUUAAUGAGAGAGAGGAAUUGGAGGAAGGGAUAAGUGAAGCUAGGGAUUUGAUUGAGAAGCUUUUGGUGAAGGAUCCGAGGAGGAGGCUAGGGUGCGCCAGAGGUGCAACGGAUAUUAAACGGCACCCGUUUUUUGAUGGGAUAAAGUGGCCGUUGAUUCGGACGUACAAGGCACCGGAGGUGAGGGGGUUGGUGAAGAGGAGUAGGUCGUUGCAGCACGUGACUAGUCACGUGACACAUGGUAGAAGGAGAAAGUGGUGGUGGAAAGCGCUUGAGUAUGUGAUGAGGAAGAAGGGGAACAAAUAUAAUUCGAUCACAAACUAUAGUAAUGGGAAUUAUUAUCAUUUUGUUAAUUCUUCUAAAGUUAGGUAAAUCAAUGCGCAAUGCAAAGCUCAGAUGGGAUUUAUAGUUUUGAUUUUUGAAUGUAGUCUGAGUUUGUAAGCAUUGGAAGAUAGGAUAGUGUUGUAAGUUGUAACUUGUAACCAUAAUUUUGGGUGUGUAGUAUUUUACGACAUAAGUUUGACUGUUGUAUAUGAAUCACAGU
Arachis stenosperma is the source of this 1724-nucleotide messenger RNA. Its product is annotated as serine/threonine-protein kinase WAG1-like. The coding region runs from base 74 to 1552 and encodes 492 amino acids. Gene Ontology annotation, molecular function: ATP binding; protein serine/threonine kinase activity. Gene Ontology annotation, cellular component: cytoplasm; plasma membrane; nucleus. Gene Ontology annotation, biological process: protein phosphorylation. NCBI's taxonomy places the organism in Eukaryota, Viridiplantae, Streptophyta, Magnoliopsida, Fabales, Fabaceae. The record is from RefSeq and is a predicted model, not a curated record. The transcript has a single exon.